UCUCCAUAUAUUACCAAGUCGGCACUUUAUCACUCACUUAUCAGGUAGAUCCGCAACACGUAACUUCACAAGAGCCAUCUUUUAUCUGUCAGUCGGUGAACAAGUAGGUAGGUGCCGGUACAGUGAUAGCACAAAGGUCACCUACCUACUCUAUUUCUCCUCCUUUUGGCAUUCAUUGCCUUAUUUCGAGGCUUGAAAAGGCUGUUGACCAAACAUCCAUCUUCACAUAUACGUACAUACCGGUAACAUGGUUGAUCGCUGAUCGCUAAUCGUGCUGCGACAUUCUAGACAUGAUAAAAAUAAGCAUUUCAAAUUAAAGGCCAUCUUGACAGCCAUGCCAUUCAGAAAGUCCUUUUUUCAUGCAGCAGUACCAUAUCGUAGCGUAGGUGUCUGCUACCUAGGUACGGUACUCAAAGGUAGGCAAUAGAAAGGUAUGAGUCAACGCCGUUAACAUCACAAAUGGCGCACGUAUACGUAAGACUGUAGCUAAUUAGAUAGGUAUGCAGGUCGAUAGUGGCUUUACGAGGGAAUCAGUGAAUGCUCGAAGUUUCUAUCCUGGUUCUCCAUAUGUCAUGUCCUUACUCCUAUCUAACUGGUCACAUGCACGAAACCAAUGCGAGAAUCAUGUUACAAGCUGGCAUACGUGCCUACCGAGGCCAAGCUGUCCUUACUGCACUGUACUGCAUAGUGCUUUCCGAAUGAACCGCGAAACGCAAAUCCCCAUGUCCGUUCGCCGUGUUUGGGGUAAUCAUCCCAUCCUUUCUUUAAUUCUUCAGCUCCGACUUAGAUAAUAUAGGUAAGCUCUCGAUUUCUGUGUAACCAUAAACUCACUCUAAGCACGGGGUAAGUGUCACAUGCUUUUGUGGCUAGUGUCCUGUUUCAGCCACUACAUACAUGGAGGCUUGAAAGCGGGAUAUUCUUGUCGGAUGAUCAUGCGAGAUUCGGCUCUGCUUGCAAUCUACUCAGUCCUUGCGUAUCAAUCACAACAGGCAACAGGCCAUUGCUCCACUAUACGGAGUAUUAUCCCACUCGUAAGACAGUUUGAUAUUUGAUAAACGCCCUAUGAAUCUUUAAUUUUUUCAAGACUUUCCCUCUCUCGCAAAGAUGGAUCUCGCAUAUGAUCAUAUCCAAGAGGAAGCUCUCCAACCUGAUCAAAACAAGGAUAAAACGUCACAACCCGCUCCAACUCUCAAUGCCGAUUUCCAAGAAGCAUACAAAGCUAUAUCUUCUAGUCCUUGGGGCGCGAAAUUAGGUGGAUUUUUCGGAAGUGUAGUUAAACAGGUAAGAGAUGGAGGGUUGGUAGACACAUGAGGAAUUUAACUGAGUAAUCCUGUUUGAUCUACAGGGCGGGAAUGUUUAUAAGGAGGCUCAACAGGAGUUUAACACUGUCAGUGAGGAAGCUACCAAAGGGUUUACGGAUCUGAGAUCUUCAAUUAUUAGUCGCACUCGAGGAGUUACCAUUACACAAGCUCAGGUAGAUGCGAAAGCCGCCGCGGGGUCUACGAGUAAUGAAGGGGAAUCGUCUGCGAAAGAUAUAACAACAGAUGAAGCAUUGAAAGAAUCAGAAGGGGUUUUGGCAAGAUUAAAAUCAGAGGCUGCUAAGAGAUUGGUGGAGAUUCAGAAGGCAGAAGAUGCUGCAGAUGAGGCGCUUCUUAAGUUUGGAACCAACAUUCGAAACUUCUUGAAAGAUGCUGUUAGCAUUGCACCACCUACGUCGGAUGCAAAUGGACAAGCCAAUGCAGUUUUAUUCGAGAGUAAAGACUCUCAAGGGAAAAGAGUCAUUCAUACUACACGAUUUGAUGCUCAACUUCAUGUCAUCCAUUCUACACUUGAUAGCUUUACCACAGACCCAAUCAGCGAGGAAUUUGGACCCUGGGCUAAAAAUUUCAAUGUUGAGAAAAAGACAGAUGAUAUCAGUAAAGAUUUGGAAAAAUAUGAAGAAUUGAGAAGCUCAAUGGAGAAGUUGGUACCGGAUCAAGUCAAAUAUGAGGAUUUCUUCAAACGUUACUACUUCCUUCGUCACAGUAUUGAAACUGCCGAAGCUAAAAGGAGAGAUUUACUGAAAGGUAUGUUUGCUAUUCCUUCCAAUAACUAUCUUUGAAAUAUUUCUAAUAACAAAGCAAACAGGCGCCGUAGCAACCGAACAAGAAGAAGAAGUAAAAUGGGCAUCCGAUUCCGAAGAAGACUCAGAAGAUUCCGACGAUGAUGAAGAAUCUGAAGAAGAUGGAAAAACUGCAAAAGUAAAGACAACUUCCGAUAGACCAGGUUCCGCCGGAUCCUCUACAACUUUACAUGCUGCAACACAAGAAAAGGCAAAGGCAACUGAAACUACAACUCCCAAACCCACAGAACCUAGAAAAUCUAACGAUGAAAAAUCUCAAGCGGAUAGUGAUGGUAGUUAUGAUGUAGUGGGUGCAGCUUCGGGUGUCGCUAGUCGGGCUCCUAAUAGUCCAAAAGAGAAGGCUGCAAAAGCAGAUGCAAAGAAGAAUGAGGAGGGUGACGAUGAUGACAGUGAGGAGGAAGAUUGGGAAUAAUUGUUUGUGUAUGUGGGGAUUAAAUAUAUUUUAUGAUGAAACGGGCGUUACGGGACAAAUUUGAUUUCAGGAGUUUGGGAUUGGACUUUCCCCUUUUCAUUUUUUGCAAACGGCUUGGCCUGGCCUGUCCUGUUUUCUGGAACUUGGAAUAUCGCAUUCCAAUAUACUUUUCUAUUCUAUCGUACCUAUUCUACACUCCCCUGAUAGCCGAGUAGGUUUAUGUUUAGGUUUAGUCUCUGGGCUUUAGGCUUUAGGCAAUAAAUCAUAUAUCUUCCUUUGUGUAUAGCAACUUGUUUCGUUCUGUGUAUAAUAUGUUCUUUUCCUUUAAUGGCGAUG
Sclerotinia trifoliorum is the source of this 2870-nucleotide messenger RNA. The record is from the annotation of a GenBank genome assembly. Lineage: Eukaryota; Fungi; Ascomycota; Leotiomycetes; Helotiales; Sclerotiniaceae.